Messenger RNA from Hyla sarda, 4466 nucleotides. Its product is annotated as mucin-2-like. Lineage: Eukaryota; Metazoa; Chordata; Amphibia; Anura; Hylidae. The annotation marks the transcript as partial. The transcript is spliced from 4 exons. The record is from RefSeq and is a predicted model, not a curated record.
UCUACUUCAGCAAGUACAACCCCACCAAGUACGGUUUCCACUGCUCCAACAACAACCAUUAUAACUGAACUGUCAACAACCACACCAACCACUGGUGUAACAACACCCACUUCAGCUACUGCUCCAGCAAGUACAACCUCUUCAACAAGUACUGUUUUAAAAGCCUCAACAGCUAUUACAACUGAACCUUCAACCACAACAACCACUGGGGUAACAGCAUCCACUUCAGCUUCUACUUCAGCAAGUACAACCUCUCUAACAAGUACGGUUUCAACUACUCCAUCAACAACCAUUACAACUGAACCUUCAAUAACAACAUCAACCACUGAGGUAACAACACCCAAUUCAGCUACCACUUCAGCAAGUACAACCUUUCCAACAAGUACUGAUUCAACUGCCCCAACAACCAUUACAACUGAACCUUCAACAACAACAACAACAACAACAUCAACCACUGGGGUAACAACACCCACUUCAUCUACUACUUCAGCAAGUACAACCCCACCAAGAAGUACUGUUUUGACUACUCCUACAACAACCAUUACAACUGAACCUUCAACAACCACAUCAACCACAAGGGUAACAACACCCACUUCAGCUACUACUUCAGCAAGUACAGCCUCUCCAAGUACUGUUUUAACUGCCCCAACAACCAUUACAACUGAACCUUCAAUAACAUCAUCAACAACUGAGAUAACAACAUCCACUUCAGCUACUACUUCGGCAAGUACAACCCCACCAACAAGUACUGUUUCAACUAAUGCAAUAGCAACUUUUAGUACUCAACCUUCAUCCACUACAUCAACCACUGAGGUAACAACAUCCACAUCAACUGCUUCUUCAGCAAGUACAUUAACACCAACAAGCUCAGGUUCAACUGCCUCAGCAACAACCAUUACAAGUGAACCCCUAACAACCAUAUCAACCACUGGAGUAACAACACCCACUUCAACUACUACUUCAGAAAGUACAACCUUUCCAACCAGUACUGGUUUAACUUCUCCAACAACGAUUACAACUGAACCUUCUACAACCACUUCAACCACUGGCUUACCAACAUCAACUUUAGCUACUUUUUCAGCAAGUACAACCUCCCCAACAAGUACAGGUUCAACUUCUACAACAACAACCAUAACAACUGAACCUUCAACAACUAUAUCAGCCAAUGGGGUAACAACAUCAACUUUGGCUACUUCUUCAGCAACUACAUCAACACCAGCAAGCACUGGUUCAACUGCCUCAACAGCCAUUACAACUGAACCUUCUUCAACCAUUUCAACCAUGGGGGUAACAACAUCCAUUUCAGCUACCUCUUCAGCAACUAAAUCAACACCAGUAAGCACUGGUUCCACUGCCUCAACAACCAUUACAACUGAACCUUCUAUAACCACUUUAACCACUGGCUUAACAACAUCAACUUUAGCUACUUCUUCAGCAAGUACAACCUCCCCAACAAGUCCAGGUUCAACUUCAACCAUAACAACCAUAACAACUGAACCUUCAACAACCAUAUCGGCCACUGGGGUAACAACCUCCACUUCAGCUACUUCUUUGGCAACUACAUCAAUACCAGCAAGCACUGGUUCAACUGCCUCAACAACCAUUACAACUGAACCUUCUACAACCACUUCAACCACAGGGGUAAAAACAUCCACUUCAGCUACUGCUUCAGCAAGUACAACCUCUCCAUCAAGUACUAUUUCAACAAUUGCCACAACCUCACCUUCAACCACUUUAGUAAUGUCACCCACUGUGGCUCCUUCUUUAGUAAGUGCAUCUACCUCAACAAGUACUUUAACUUCUUCAACAGUAACUACUCAGACUACAACCACUUCAUCAACCCCUUCAACUGCUUCAACAGCAGAUACUACUUCACAUUCAACCUCUUCGUCCGUUACUGGGGUAACAUCCACUUCAUCAAAUUCCCCAGGAAGUACAACCAUCCAAACAAGUACUGGUUCAAUAGCUUCAACAAUAACCAUUAUUAAUCCCCCUUCAGCAUCUAUAUCAAACACUGAGAUAACAUCAACAACUUCAGCUAUUUCUUCAGCAAGUACGACCUCCCCAACAAGUACUGUUUCCACUACUCCAUCAAUUGUAACUAUUAUACCUUUGACUACUACACCAAACACUGAGAUAAAAACACCCACUUCAGCUUCUUCUUUGGCAAGUACUGCAACACCAACAAGUGCUGGUUCAACAGCUUUAAUAACAGCCAAUACUACUCAACCAUUGAGUACAAUGUCAACCACUGUGGUAACAACAUUUACAUCAGCUAGCUCUUCAGCAAGUACAACCACACCAUCAAGCAAUUCAACUUCUUCAACAACCCUUACUACUUCAUCAGUUACACCUGGUACUACCAUCAGUUCCUCCUCUUCAUCAAACAAUAUUAGCAACAUUGGAACCACUGCGAAUUCUAUGGGUAAUACAAACAGUACUAAUACUGUAACCAUAGCUGUAGGUACUGGUACUACUACAAGUAGCAGUACUUCUGUAGGAUCUGCUUCAACUGGGACCACAAUAGGUAGUACUGGUUUGUCUGGGUCUACUCUUGUUAGUACUAAUACUACUGCAAUCACAGUCUCCACAUUCAGUGUGAGUACUAUUUCUAACUCAACCGGUUCCACAGUUAAUCCAAACAUUGUUGGUACAGCUUCAUCAGGAUCCAGUACAGCUUCCAGUACUUCUAACACAUCAGGACUAAGUACUACAAGCAUUUCUACUUCUUCACCUGCUUCCACAAUAAAUAGCAAUGCCACAACUAUAUCCAGUGCUUCCACAACUACUACUGGAAGCUCUUCUACAGAUAAAGCCCUUACGGAAUCCACUGUAUCAAUCUCUGGGUCAACUAACACUAAUAAUCCGUCUUCUGCAACAUCAGGAUCAACCGCAUCAAGCUCAAAUGGGAAUAAUUCUACAGCUUCAGGCUCUAAUGUAGGAUCCAGCACAGUCACAAGCUCUUCUACAACAGUCACAUCUUCCAAUGUCUACACAUCAAUCCUAAGCACCAUCACCUCCACCCAAACAACCUCGGACCAAUUUGCUAUGCCAUACUGGGGAAUUCUCCUUCUUGGGCUGAUUGCUGUAUUGGGUGUGGCCCUUCUUGCAGGUCUAUUAUGUGGGAUAUUAGCGUGUUUCCGCUCUUCGGCGUAUGCUGUAUCCAGUUAUCCCAGUUAUUUUACUCAUUACGGUUGGCUUAACACUGCAAGGCCAUCCUUGGCGACAGAUGCAGAAAGGGGACUAGAAAUGACCAAUCAUGGAAGAAGACCAUCAAAGGUUGACCGUAACCAACAAGUUCGCCAAUCCCAGAGACCUCAGCAUCAGAAGUAACAAGCAUGGACCCUGACAGUUCUGAUGGACAACACUUUUUUUUGCACUUUUUUGUAUACUAUAACAGUAUUUUAUUUAUAAAGAAGGUUUCUGGCCUAAUUGAAUCUUCGCACUGAUCAGCGGGGCACAUCUGAGGAUCAGCUGUUUGGUGCCCACUCUACACAUUAAAUGGGGCAAUUUUGAAUUGGCCAAACAACUUCAGGACCCAUUAACUGAGUAGUGAGGGGUCCAAAACCAAUGCCUUAGCUUGUAGACAAAAUUGUCUCAGUUUUUGGAAUAUAACGUGAUCCUAUUGACUCCAUCCUUUAUUAUGUAGACAUGCAAAUUAAUUAUCUAUUAGACUAUGGGAAACACUUAUGAUUGUGUAUUCUCUCUUCAUACCUUGCACUUUAUUUAUUAUUUGCUUUCUUAUAUAGUAUUCUAACAAUACAUACCUAUGCCUACUUAUUUAUAGCAUAAAGUGUUUUGUACAUUUUUGCACCUAUUUUAAAGGCUUCUAGUUCACCUUUUAUUAUUUCUGUGUUCUGGGUGAAGAGGGUAACAGUCGCACCUGGGCCCAUGUUAGCAAGUGGGGGGCUGCAUUUGUAUUGCACUUCUGCUUGUUACUGUUAUUUUAUAAGCAUAUCUGCACUAAGAAUUAUAAGUUUAGAACAGUGUUUACGCUUUUAUAGCAGCGAUAGGGGCUUGUAUUCUGUAGCGUUCUUGACAGCUUUUCUGUAUAGGUUGGGCUAUGAUGAACAGAGCCAUCUCAUUUUGUGCAGCUGGACAAACACUCUAUACACUGUAGACCAUUGUAUUCCAACCUGUGUGUCUCCAGCUGUUUUAAAAGUACUAGUCCCAGCAUGUCCAGACAAUCUUCAUCUGUCCGGGCAUGCUGGGAGCUUUAGGUUUGCAACAGCUGGAGGCACCCUGGUUGGGAAACACUGGUUUAGAAUCGCACUUAUGGAUUUUGCUUAAUAAAACGUCUGCUAUGAUUGUACAUUUGUACAUAUAGUAAAUUGUAAUAUUUUAUAUUUAUUAAAUUUGCUGUUUAAUAUUAUAUUUGAUAUGCAAAAAUAUACUGUGUCAUCUUAAGCUUACUGCUGUAGUUUUUGUUAAUUUUUACUUGAAUUAAAGUUAAAUAAAUUAUUCAU